AUGCCUACAUACACAAUCUUUUUGGACCGUAUAUCCAACGGAGAUCCCCAAAAUGACAAUAUCAACGGCACCGCGUUUGAGCAUGUCCUCAACUCUAAUCAGAUGCGCCACGGUGGUGAUUUGGAAGGCCUGAUAGAUACACUGGAUUAUAUUGAGGGAAUGGGAUUCAAGGUCAUCUAUUUUGCCGGAACGUACAUGAUGAACUUACCCUGGGCCUACGAUGGGUACUCGCCGGUCGAUACCACUCUCCUCGACAUGCAUUACGGAACACUGGAGGACUGGAGGCGAGCCGUUGACGAGAUUCAUAAGCGGAACAUGUAUAUUGUGGUAGAUAACACACUGGCAACAAUGAGCAACUUGAUCGGAUUCAAAGGCCAUCUGAACGACUCCGCCGAUUUCAAAGCAUCAGAAUAUGAAGUUCAAUGGGUUACCGACAGAGAAUACGUCGACUUCAAAUUCGGUAACGACUAUAACGAAACUUGCAACUAUCCAAAGUUCUGGGAAGAGACUGGAUACCCAUUAACAGACCAGGGAGUUCAAAAUUUAAAGGGUUGCUACAACAGCGAUUUUGAUCAAUAUGGAGAGUUAGAGGCAUUCGGUAACUUCCCCGACUGGCAGCGUCAACUUACCAAGUUCGCCUCCGUGCAGGAUCGCCUGCGUGAAUGGCACAAGCCGGUUCGCGAUGUGAUCACUCAACAUUCCUGCCUUCAGAUCGCGAGUCUGGAUAUCGACGGUUUCCGCUUUGACAAGUCUGUGCAAGCGACUCUCGAGCCCCUGAGUGAGAUGCUUGCCGUCUACCGUAAAUGCGCGGUGAAACUUGGCAAGAAGAAUUUCUUUCUCCCCGGCGAGAUUACGUCCGGAGAUAGCUUCGGCAGUCUCUACCUCGGUCGCGGUCGCCAGCCAAAUCAGCGCACGGCCAAUGCAGGCGCGGGUGUCAAGAUUACGAACACUUCGGAGUCGGCUUUCCUUAGAGAAGAUGGGUUGCAAGCUUUGGAUGGCUCCGCAUUUCAUUACACCAUCUAUCGUUCGAUGACCCGCUUCCUGGGCUUGGACGGUAACCUGGUUGCCGGCUUUGACCUACCUACCGACUUCAUUGAAGCCUGGAAUCAGAUGCUCAUUACCAACGAUUUCCUUAAUGCUUUUACAGGGAAAAUCGAUCCUAGGCACAUGUAUGGUGUCUCAAACCAGGAUAAUUUCCGCUGGCCAGCUCUUCAGAAUGGCACAGCCAAAUACCUCCUGGGGUUAUAUAUCAUCACGCUGGAGCUUCCUGGAAUCCCUCUCGUCUUGUGGGGAGAAGAGCAGGAAAUGUACGUGUUCGACGCUACUGCAUCGAACUACAUGUUCGGCCGGCAGCCCAUGACGUAUCAGACCGCAUGGUGGACACAAGGCUGCUUCAACCUGAAUACAUCAAAGUUCUACGAUUUUCCUAUCGAAAAGGGACGCGAUGGUUGCAAUGACAUCACGGUCACGUAUGACCAACGGAAUCCGGCCCAUCCACUCCGCAACAUCAUGAAGCGAAUGUUCGAGAUUCGAGCCCAUUACCCAGUCGCACAGGACGGCUUAUACCUCGAAACACUCUCUCAACUCACAAAAGACAUCUACCUUCCUGGUUCUUCUACCACCCCCACGGUCACUGGUCUUUGGUCGGUCUUGCGAAGCUAUUUCCCCGGGGUACAAACGGACGCAAUCCUAGCCAACGAAACUCUCUGGCUUGUGUAUCAAAACGGAAACUCGACCGAAACAUACGGAGGUAACUGCAGUGAUAAAAAUACAUCCUUGUUGGCACCAUUUGUAUCAGGGACAAAAUUGAAGAAUCUCUUCUAUCCUUACGAUGAGCUUACUUUGGAAGAUGGUCCCGGAGGGUCCAACAACACCCAUGGAUGCGUCCGUAAAAUGGACCUGCUUCCAUGGGAAUACCGGGCCUAUGUCAAGAGCGCCAACUUCAUUGAGCCCGGACCUACCGUCACCGACUUCUUCCCGGGACAUGAUGCUCGGUUGUUAUCUUCAGAAGACACGGGUGAAAUUCUGCCUGUUCAGCUUGGAUAUUCUACAGAGAUGGACUGUGACAGCAUCACAAAGGCAGUUUACCUGAAUUCUACAACGGAGAAGAACAUCACCGCCGAGCUUGACACGUCUAGCGUUAACUGCACCAAAAUCCCUGCCAGGACCACGAGCCAUGCCUUCACCGGAGAAAUCCCGACUGUUUGGACAUGGUCUGCAAACCUGAAAAAAGUGCACCACGGAAUCCACCAACUGACCGUCAAAAAUGUGUCCUCUUCUGGAGUUUAUACCAAUUCAACCGACCGGUUCCUGCUCCGCCUCGGCGCUCAUGACAAUCCUCUGAUUUCUCCGCUUGCCAACUACUCUUCCAGCCUAGUCCACAAGAGCAACGACGAUUUUUAUAUCCAGCACAGGGCUGCCGGUGCAGACAUGUUCCGAUACUCUUCUGAUUUCGGUCGGAGCUGGAACGACUGGGCGACGUAUUCAGGUGGCAACACGACUGUCAACAUUCCGAAGUGGACUGGCACGCACUCCCAGAAGUGGGAAGGAACUCACGUACGAGUGCAGUACUUUUCAAGGCUCACUGGAAGCAGUGAUUACCUCCAGGAAGGUGAUCAUGCGAGCGAUAGAGUCCGAAGAUUUCCGCACCUGUGGUUCAACGGUCCAUACAAUCAAUACGGCUAUGAUGCAGGAAUGGACAGCAAGAUGAAGUUCGAUUCCAAAACGUCUCGCUGGAACUACGACUUUGUCUACGAAUGGCCGGCCGUGGGCCAGCUUAAUGUUUGGGGUUCGGACGGUAACGGAAAUCCUGAUAAUACCGAAGUCUACGGUGAUGUCGGCAACUCGUCUUCAGUCCAAAAGCUUCCUCCGUCCUAUCUCGCAUCCAACGUCAUCAACAUUACUACCCUGCCGCCAUUCCCGCAUCUUGGCUGGACCAUCUCCCUCAACGAUGGCAACCUAAGAUACCAACUGAUCCCCGUUGGAUCGGGAUGGGCACAACUGGUCCUCUAUGUUCUUCUGUGGGUUGUUCCGAUUCUUAUGGGCUUGGCUGGUGUCUUCAUCUUUAUCGGAAACUUCUACCGCGUCAAACUCAACAAAGAUGGAAAUGUUACCAAGGCCGACAAAUUCCCGGUACUGUUUUGGCGCAGACUCAAAGGAACGUUCGCCCAAAAUGAUGAUGUCGAGGAGAUAAAUAUGGUUGAAAAGGCUGUGCCAACGAACAUGGCUCUGGCAGGAGCGAGCGACCAGCGACGCACCGUAUUGAUUGCUACUAUGGAGUACGAUAUCCAGGACUGGCAGGUCAAAGUCAAGAUUGGUGGUCUAGGAGUAAUGGCGCAGCUCAUGUCACAGAAUUUGAAACAUCAGAAUCUCAUCUGGGUGGUUCCUUGUGUCGGUGAUAUUGAUUACCCCGUGGAUACACCUACUGAGCCUUUCGUGGUGACGAUCCUAGAUCAUCCCUAUUCGGUUGAGGUACAGUAUCACGUCGUCGAUAACAUCACCUACGUCCUCCUUGAUGCCCCGGUUUUCCGACAGCAGACCAAGGCGGAGCCUUACCCUCCUCGUAUGGAUGACCUUGACAGUGCGAUUUACUAUUCGGCCUGGAAUCAGUGCAUCGCAGAGGUAAUGAACCGAACACCCUCCAUUGAUCUCUACCAUAUCAACGACUUCCAUGGCUGUCUGGCACCGCUUUAUCUGCUCCCGUCGCGAACCAUCCCGGUCUGCUUAUCCUUGCACAACGCAGAGUUCCAAGGUCUUUGGGCUCUGAGAACCUCACAGGAGAAGAAAGAAGUUUGUUCUGUCUUCAAUAUCCCGGUUGAAGUAGCGACCAAAUAUUGUCAGUUUGGCAACGUUUUCAACCUGCUUCACACCGGCGCUAGCUACUUGCGAUUCCAUCAACGCGGCUUCGGUGCAGUAGGUGUGUCUGAGAAAUACGGAAAGCGCUCAUGGGCUCGUUAUCCAAUCUUUUGGAGUCUUGCCAAGAUUGGGAGUCUUCCCAAUCCAGAUCCCUCCGACACGGGCGCUUUGAAGAAAGAAACCGACGUGCAAAUUACGGUCCAGUCUGCUAACGAGUCGAUCGACGACAAAAUCCAGGAUAAAGUCCAGGCACAGAAAUGGGCUGGCUUGAAUGAAGACCCCAACGCUGACUUACUGGUGUUCGUGGGAAGAUGGUCGAAGCAAAAGGGUGUCGACUUGAUUGCGGAUGUUAUGCCGGCUGUCUUAUCUGAAAGACCUAAUGUUCAGCUGAUCUGUAUUGGCCCCAUCAUCGAUCUUUAUGGAAAGCUAGCUGCUAUCAAAUUGGAGCGAAUCAUGCAGAUGUUCCCAGGUCGUGUCUUCUCAAAGCCAGAGUUUACGGUCCUUCCCCCCUUCGUGUUCUCUGGUGCCGACUUCGCUCUGAUCCCAUCUCGUGACGAGCCCUUCGGACUGAUUGCCGUUGAGUUUGGUCGUAAGGGUGCACUUGGAAUUGGUUCUCGCAUCGGAGGUCUAGGCCAGAUGCCUGGAUGGUGGUACACUGUGGAAUCCGACUCGGCCCGCCAUCUUUUGCACCAGUUGAGAACAGCCAUCAAAUCUGCCUUGGAUUCAUCACCAGAGACCCGACAAGAAAUGCGUGCAAAUUCUGCCAAACAGCGAUUCCCCGUUCUCGAGUGGGUUCAGAAGCUCGAAGUUUUGCAACGGACUGCUAUCCACAUCCAUCACCAAAAGAAUCAACUCACCGUUGCACACUCGGCUCGAGAGUCCCAGAUCUACUGGGAGACACCAGGCUUGCGGGACUCCGGAAUGAUCACCCGACCUUCAUCAUACCAGACAUUGUCCGGGGCUUUGGAUGCGCCACCAGGGAGAGGCCCGCAGCCCACCCAGCCUUCCCUUCUACAGCUGCAGGCUGUCGAGGCCCAAGAAAUGCAAGCAGCCGAAAACAGCAGAGGCAGCACGUUAAAUCGCAAUUUAUCGCUCGGUCGACGAUCUGGACCCGGACAUGGCAGAAAGCGCCUGUCCAAGAAACCACGGCGCGACAGUCAGAUGCUUGAACCCGUCGACGGUGAGACCACAGACGCUGACGAUGACGGCUUUGCUACACCCCAGGAGAACUUGAUUACUCAAGAAGAGGCCAUGGCGGCCGUCAAUCUACCUCUCCAGGAUAUUGCAACACACCCCAGAAACAGAGAUCACUCUCGUGCUGGGUCUAGCUCGUCGGCCUCUGAGUCAUCUCGGUUCCUCUCAAGGGACUCCUCGCCAGUGAGACUAGCUCGUGACUUUUCUGAUCCAGCUACACCUUUUGCUCAAGAGGGCCGGAAUAUUUCUGUUCUCUCCUUGCCUUCUGUUGUUAACGACCAUGAUCAACCCAACUUCCAUCUGCAAAAGGUCGACCCGACAUUCACAGACAGCAUGGGCCACUUCACGCGGAAUUUCGAAAACCUGCUCACCGACCUCAACAAGAAAAACUCAAUCUCAGAUUAUUGUAUCGAGCUUUAUUUGAUGAAGAGCGAGCGGAAGUUCUUCUACAUGUACAACGACGCGCAGUUGAAGAAGCAGCCCAAAGAACGUCCCACUGGAGCUGGCAUAAACAACACUGUCGAGAACACACCGUACAAUCUCGUCACAGAAGGUUCUGAACAGUCGGAUGCGCACAACACAGAUGAAAUUGAUCAGUGGCUCUCUCGUCUGGGAUAUAAGAGACCCAUAGCCAUCCAGCGCUUCAUGAGAUGGCGCGUCGGAAACUGGCCUGUCUAUGCUCUCUUCUUGGGUCUAGGACAGAUUAUCGCAACGAACUCUGCACAGAUCACCCUGUUGGCUGGCCAGAUUGGUGAGACCGCAGUCAAGCUCUACGUUAUCGCAGCAAUUUACUGCGUCUCUUCCAUUGCCUGGUGGUGCCUGUUUUUCCGGUUCCCGGCUGUGAUAGUGCUCACUCUCCCCUGGUUCAUAUAUUCCAUGGCAUUCGUCACCAUUGGAGUUUCUCCGUUCGCACUCUCGGAUCUUGGUCAAUCAUGGGCUCAGAAUGUCGCCGCAGGUGUCUAUGCCGCAGCAUCUUCCAGUGGUUCAUUGUUCUUCGCUCUCAACUUUGGUGAUCAAGGUGCCGUCCCCGUGAAGGAUUGGAUGUUCCGCGCAGGCCUCAUCCAGGGAAUUUCACAGCUCUACACUGUUGCGCUGUGGUACUGGAGCUCCAGAGUCACUUCAGCGGAAGUGGGAGGUGUUUCCAAGGUUGCCCUGAAUUCAUGGAAACUCACGGCCGUGGUAAUGCCUAUUGCCGCAGUUUGUUUCAUUAUCGGUGUACUGCUUGCCCUUGGCUUGCCCAAGUACUACCGCCAAGCACCUGGAAAGAUCCUCUUCUUCUACACCUCCCUCUUCCGUCGUCGAAUCGUCCUCUGGUUCUUCUUCAUGGUCAUCAUCCAGAACUGGUUCCUAUCCGCGGCAUUCGGUCGCAACUGGUCCUUCCUCUGGACUUCUCAACACACGAAAACAUGGGAAGUCACUCUCCUGAUCAUCUUCUUCUUUGUUCUUGUCUGGGUCGCUGUGAUGCUCCUCUUCCGCUACUUGUCUAAGGAACACAGUUGGAUCUUGCCUGUCUUUGGUUUGAGCAUUGGUGCACCGCGAUGGGCGCAAACAUGGUGGGGAACAUCUAAUAUCGGCUACUAUCUUCCAUGGGCAGGGGGGUUGACUUCUGGUGCUAUUGCGUCCCGCUGUCUUUGGCUCUGGCUCGGUGUUCUUGAUGAGAUCCAACAAGUCGGUUUGGGAAUGAUUCUCCUUCAGACUUUGACAAGAGUGCACGUCGUUUUCGUUCUGUUGGCCGCGCAAGCUCUUGGAUCUAUCGCCACUAUCUGUGCUCGUGGAUUUGCACCAAACAAGAUCGGCCCAGGAGACAUCUCUCCAGCUAUUGGAUCGUCGUUAAGUGCCGUUGGCAAUGCGUGGUUCUGGAUUGCCCUUUUCUUCCAGCUUCUGGCUAGCUUUGGUUUCCUUCUCUUCUAUCGCCGUGAACAGCUCAACCGGCCCUAG
This is a messenger RNA of Penicillium digitatum Pd1, 6987 nucleotides long. It is a transcript of the gene ags3, whose product is annotated as alpha-1,3-glucan synthase Ags3. Lineage: Eukaryota; Fungi; Ascomycota; Eurotiomycetes; Eurotiales; Aspergillaceae. The record is from RefSeq and is a predicted model, not a curated record. Gene Ontology annotation, molecular function: alpha-1,3-glucan synthase activity. Gene Ontology annotation, cellular component: fungal-type cell wall. Gene Ontology annotation, biological process: fungal-type cell wall (1->3)-alpha-glucan biosynthetic process.